This is a messenger RNA of Chara braunii, 3005 nucleotides long. The record is from the annotation of a GenBank genome assembly. NCBI's taxonomy places the organism in Eukaryota, Viridiplantae, Streptophyta, Charophyceae, Charales, Characeae.
GCUGAAAACUGACAAGGCCUCCUAAGAUCAUGGGGGACGAGAUUGGUGAAGUUGAUGUCUGUCGGCCUUAGAAAAUGGGCUCUGCUGUUGGCCUUGUCGCUUCAGCUGGAUCUUUAAGAAGGGAGGAGGGGAAGGGUGUGUGUUCAGAGUGUUCAUGUGUAUCUGGAGGGGGUUAUGGCUUAUCCUGUAAGUGUUCAAGAUACUGCUGUUCCCAUCUGCGAGCCCCCUACUUUUCUAGUGACAUGGCGCUCCUCAACCUAUUGCAUGAAUUGCUCUGGGGAAGACCAAAUUGCCAGGCGUUAUGUGGAGGAUGAUCUCGAGUAUACGCUGUGUGAAGGCGUUGACUGCAAGGAGAAAUACGGAAUGAACAGGUCCCUAUACGAUUCAAGUGAGAAGAGGUGCGUGUUUGAUAAGGCUCUAUGUCGGAGCUUCGAGGAGUCCCCCGACGAAUGCCUUCCUCCUCCAAGGGGAACGUUUGAGAAUGGGACCAUCAACUGCAAUCAUGGGGUGCCGAUCCGGAACGGCAGAUUGUGCAAGUGCGACGAAGGGUGGGAUAACUCUCCAGAUGAGUGGGGAGAACUUGGUAGUUGGUGCACCUUAGACUUAUAUAACCACCGAGCAGAACAGGUAUUGUACCCUCCUUCUCCCCCACAAUUCGAGUACGCCCUCCCGCCGGGAUCCCAAUCGCGUGCAAGGCCAGAGCUUAUCCUCUGGGUUGCGAUUCUGGCACCAUGUGCAAUUGUUCUGUGUGGUUGCCUUGGGUGCUGUUUAUGCUGCGCCUGUUUCUUCAGGAAGAUUUUUCGCGGGGCAGAUAAAAAAAACAAGGAGGGUGGAGAAGAAGAAGAAGAUAGCAAUGAGAUAGGAAAGAAAGGAGGGGGGGCAGGGAAGAAAGUUGGUCAAGAAGCAAGGAGUGGAGGCAAACAGACUGAAGGGGGAAAGGCAGGAGGAGUAGGAGGGGGUGGAAGAGGUGGCGGCGGCGAAGGAAGAAAAAAGAAAGGUGGUACGCGGAAAUCCAGGGCAAAAGGCAGCGCACAGGAGGAGUUGCUACGGUCUUUGACCCUCCGUCGCGCAACGGAGAAGAUAAACUUAGGCUUUUCGUACAAUCAUGGGUUCAAUAUGAUGACUAGCGGUCAACCUAGUCGCCUGAGCAGAGGUACUAUGUCUGGUGUGAAUGGCAUGGAGCAGCAGCAGCAGCAACUCCUAACUUCUCCAGGAGGAAGCUAUGGCUUGACGCCGGAUCCUUACUCUUCCCUAUCCUGGUAUAGCAACCCUCAGUUCGAUGUGGCACAGGAUGACCCGUACAUGCAGCAAAAACUCUGGGAGCAGGCCUUCACAUUUUCAGGGCAAGACCCAUUCUUAUGCUAUGACAAUAGAACGAACAUUCUCUUAGGGUUGAAUGAAAUGCCUUGGUCGGUGGACGAAAGUCCACCACCAGCAUUCCCACUUCAUCGUUUCUCCUCGUACCCGAUUCAACGGCCGACCGGACAAGGCGUAGAUGGUGUAGGUCCUCAGCCAUGGCAUGGUGGUAGUACUAAUGGUUCACCAGAGCCUGUUACAACACCUGAGCAAGAAGUAGGGGGUGAUCCUUCACAGGGAUCUCUUGCAGGUCCUCUUCCAGGCCGAACUGGUCAAGUUGGUGUGGAAAUGGUAGCUGAGCAGAAGGACCAUCCCCACAGUCCCGAAAAAGACUCGUUCCUCGUAAGUGGCAGUGCCCAACCUGAGCCACAGGCAACAUUCUCACGUCAACCUCAAUCAGAACUCUACCCUGCUGCAACAACCCCUGGCUAUGUCCCACAGACCUUGUCGACUGUUGCUAAGGUCUCAGCUGCACCAAGUGCUUCUAGUCAUAGCCCUGUACGUUCUCAGACUCCUGUUCCUUCUUCUUUACACACUCAAAAUCCUCCUAGCCUAAAGACACCACGCAACAUGCACCCCAUCCCCUCAUCCUCCUCUAGCGCCCUCUCAUCAUCUGGGUCAUCUCUGACUAUGCCCAUUCAAUCUCAGACUCAAGGUCGUGUUAUGCCGGCAACCCAGGGCUCUAUGGGGGUCUCCAGCGGAGGGGACGGUCACAAGGGGGGAGGACUGGGGGUGGGAGGAGAGAGGGGUGGGGGAAUACAUGCAUUCAGCAGAGGCCAUGAAAGGUUGAAAGGAAAGGAGCCCGACUGGGCCGACCACGAUACUCCCCCUUCCAGACGGCUUUGGGAGGAUUCACCCAAAUACAGCCAAGAAAAGCAAAGUCCUCAAAAGAAGCACCACCGUCAUGGGAAUGUCGAUGCUGCUGGCAUGCCACAUGAGGAUCACAAGGGAGGAGCAGAAUCUGGUGCGCAUCACAAUUCGAGAAGUCGGGAAGGGCCGACUCCCUUACAACUGCAGGACAAAAGGGAAGGAACUACCCACAAGUCCCCGCGCAAAGAGGUCAGGGAAGGAGGACCCGGAUAUGGUCCACAACACCAUCCGACUGCCAGGGAGAAGCCUACAGAAUCUGAUGCGCAUCACAAUUCGAGAAGCCGGGAAGGACCGACUCCCUUACAACAGCAGGACAAAAGGGAAGGAACUACCCACAAGUCCCCACGCAAGGAGGUCAGGGAAGGAGGACCCGGAUAUGGUCCACAAAAACGUCCGUCUGCUAGGGAGAAGCCUACACUCAGGCCACAGCAAAACCUCAAGGAAGGAAGUAAUCGGAAGAGGUACGAAGAGGACAGGAAAGGACCUGCAUCUGGUCCACAUCCACACCAGGAUUCUGCCGAUAAGGUCAGGGAAAGACCUGCUGUACGCAGACCACAUCAUGAACAUAGGGAGGGCGCUGAAAGUUCUACAAGACAACAUGACUCUAGGGAGGAGACUCCUAGUCCUCGCACACCAGAAACACGCCAUAAUGCAAAGGUGGGAUCUCCACCCCGGGAUGCUGCUCACAGGCUAAAGGAAGUCUCCAAGGGAAGAUCUGGUACCAAUCGGCAGUAGUACUCUGGGGCGAAGAAACACGCAUUGGCUACAAAAGGACUCUA